AUGGACGCUGGGUUUUUCCGUGGGGUUAGUUCUGAUCAGGAUGGUCGUUUUUCUGACAAAGAGAAGAAGCUUUUGAAGCAGAUGAAAUUCGAACCACAACUUGAUACAAAGGUAGGAUUUUGAUCUAGCAGAUAACAAACUAGUAUUGGUUUCCGUUUUAAAAAUGUUUUCCAUCUUUCUGGGUGAUAUAUAUUCGAAAAAGUAUUAUUUAAUUCUUACUUGCUUUGUUCUUUGUUCGUUGAAUCAUGGCCUCAGCUUUUUUUUAUAUAAUCAACUAUUAUUCGAUAAUGUUUUUUCAAGUUUCAUGAUCAAAGUCAACUUUUACCCACAGUUUGGGCUUAAUUUUAAAAUAGAAGUAUUAAAGGAAAGUACACGGCAGGCAGGGUUGUUAUUUCUAAGAUUAACCUGGACAAAGUGCAACUGGAUGUGAUCAAACCAUGGAUCACGAUGCGAGUCAACGAGAUCCUGGGAAUGGAAGACGACGUCGUCAUCGAGUAUAUUAUCGAGCAGCUCGAUCAGCCUAACCUCAACCCAAAGCUUAUGCAGGUUGGCCCCGAUUCGAGUUAAUGAGUUCUAUUUUCUUUUUAGAUCAAUAUUACCGGUUUUUUGAAUGCUCGUCGUGCCCGCGAAUUUAUGGGAGAAUUGUGGAAUUUGUUUAUCGAGGCAAAUGAAUCCGAAGACGGAAUUCCAAAAACACUUGUCGAUAAGAAACUUAGUGAAAUGCGAAAAGAGGCCGAAAGCAAAAAUCCAGUUCCAGCCGCUAUGGCUGAAAACGAUUGGACCAACAGGUGAUCAUUUCUUUUCUUUUUCUCUCCUUCAGCAGUUAAGUUUAGUUGUUAAUUUUUAAAUGAUUCCAUUUCUGAUAAACGGUUAUAACUUUAGCAUUCCAAAUCUAUUUUCGGGGCUUCCAGGCAUCCUUCUCGGUAAAAAUUUGGUAAGACUCUUCGAAAUGAUGCAAAUUCCAAAAACGAAGUUCUACUGGAAACUUGAAUGUUUUGCAGAUAUGUCACUCUCUCUGGCGGACGUUAUGCUGGACCGAAGAUAGAAAAAGACGUUAGAGACGACCGAAUUCCGGAGAGGGCUCUUAGUCCACGACGUGCUCCUCCCAGUAGACGUCCAGAAGCCUCACGUUCCAGAUCUCGAUCUCCUCCGGUGAGAAACGAGAAAAGGAAGAUUCUAAAAGAGAGAUUCAGAAAGAAGAAAAAGAUAAGGAAAGGGAACGUCGUCGAGAGGAACGACACAGUGACUCAAAAAGGAAGGAAGACGAGUCGAAGAGACGAGAGGAGGAUCGUCUCAAACGCAGAGCAGAAGAGCGUGAUAGGGAAAGGAAACGCGAACAGGACCGUGUCAGGAAUCGAGGCAUGUUUUGCCGAGGAUUUCGUCCAGAAAAUAAAAUUCAGACAGAAGACGUCCUUCACGGGAAAGGGAGAAUCGCGACCGACGCAGAGAUCCUCCGAAGCGCCGCAGCCGUUCUCGGUCGCCGCGUCGUCGUUUCAGCGAACUGACUGUGUCCAGGCGUCGCAGGUUCCUCCAAUAACCUUUUUCUGAAGGACUUUGUCAUUUUCAGACGCGACAGCAGCGCUUCGGACAGUAUUUUCAAGAAGAAGAAGAAGCCUGCCGAGUCGGAAGAAUCAGAUAGAGAGGGGAAACGCAGAAAGGAGAGAAAAGUCCAGUCAGAAGAUGACUCGGAUGCUGAAGUCAAGGGAAAGAGAAACAAGAAGGUCGAUUCCGAUAAAGACUCUGGUGAGGGUAUCAAAUGAGUUUAUAUUAAUACCUACAAAAAUUUCAGAUAGAGAAACUAAAUUGAAAGAAAAUAAAAAGAAGCACGAUUCGGACGAAGAUUCAGAGAAAGAAGAUAGACGCAAAAAGGAUAAAAAGCCAAGGAAAAACGAGUCGGACGACGAUUCAGAGAAGGACGAUAGACGCAAGAAGGACAAAAAGUCAAAGAAAAAUGAGUCGGACGACGAUUUGGAAAAGGAGGAUAAGCGCAAGAAGGACAAAAAAGCGAAGAAACACGAAUCUGACGACGAAUCGGAUAAGGAGGAUAGGCGCAAAAAAGAAAGAAAGCCACGGAAAAACGAGUCGGGCGACGAUUCUGACAAGGAGCAGAAGAAGAAGAAGCACCGCAAAGCCGACUCUGACGAGGAUUCUGAAAGGGACGUGAAACGCAAGAAAGAUAAGAAGGAGAAAAAGUCGAAGAAACACAAAAAGGUAUCCUUUUCAAUAUAAUUUGCAAAUUUAAACCCUUCUUUUCAGGAGAAGAAGAAGAAAGAACGCAAGCGGACGCCGACGCCUUCUGGAUCCGACAGUGACAGCGACUGA
Caenorhabditis auriculariae is the source of this 2322-nucleotide messenger RNA. Lineage: Eukaryota; Metazoa; Nematoda; Chromadorea; Rhabditida; Rhabditidae. The record is from the annotation of a GenBank genome assembly.